This is a messenger RNA of Chara braunii, 830 nucleotides long. Lineage: Eukaryota; Viridiplantae; Streptophyta; Charophyceae; Charales; Characeae. The record is from the annotation of a GenBank genome assembly.
UUAGUUUGAAAAACCUGUAUGUCUGCAAUUUUUUGCCCGUAAUGGAAAGAAGGCGCGGAGGAGAAACACGCAAACAGAAGAAAGAAGGAAAGAAACAGGAAGGAAAAUUUAAAGGAGAAGUAAACGAUGCGAAAUGAGGAGGUAGAAGAAAACGAUGCGAACAUGGGGAAAACUCUCUGUGCUGCGGGUAUAAGUAUGAGGCCUGACCGGAGAUCCCAAUGCGGAGGUGGGAGAAGGGUAGUCUAAGAGUGAAGCCAUGUCGCAGCAAACGGAUACGCUCACGCAGGGGGAUGAUGAAGGCUUGACCGCAGAUCCCCAUGCAGAUCCCCAUGCGGAGGUGGGAGCGAUGGAGAACAAGCAAUUCCAUGCAGAAGGCCCUCAGGCUGGUGAGACUGAUUGCGACGGGAGAGUAGGGGCCGCUGUGGCGGAGAACGAUGAGCUAGAGGAGGGGAUGAUGACAGCUGGAGUCCGAUUUGAGAACCUUAUUCAAGGAGUGAUGAAUCAGGUGCAGAAUGACAUCAGCAGCUUGGGCGGAAGCAUCAGCGAGAUCGAGAGACUUGCAUCCGACAUAAACGAAGGUUUGUCUACAGCAAAGGAAAAUGCACUCUUGAGAAGGAGGCAGCUAGAAGAGAAGCGGGCAGGCUUCCAGCAAGCGGCGUGCCAUGUGUUAGACCUAUUCAAGUCCAUGGGGAACUAACCAUGUCCUUGAGUGGGGAAGAUCAACUGCUCAAGUGGCAUAAGCCACACUUAUCACAUUUCAAGGGACAGACUGAGUGUGAUAACUGAAGCGGGUCUGCUGUGGCGCUGAUGAGUAAAUCAAGUGCUUGGCU